Messenger RNA from Penaeus indicus, 657 nucleotides. RefSeq names its product neurotrophin 1-like. Lineage: Eukaryota; Metazoa; Arthropoda; Malacostraca; Decapoda; Penaeidae. Gene Ontology annotation, molecular function: growth factor activity; Toll binding. Gene Ontology annotation, biological process: innate immune response; central nervous system formation. Gene Ontology annotation, cellular component: extracellular region. The coding region runs from base 1 to 657 and encodes 218 amino acids. The transcript has a single exon. The record is from RefSeq and is a predicted model, not a curated record.
AUGUGCAUCUUUGCCUUCCAGUCGGUCGUUCUGGCAUGCGCCGGACUCGUUCUGGGCUCCGUCCAUCCCCCAGCUUAUGGCCAUCACCCACAACCCGCUUACGGUCAUCAUGCACCUGCUUACGGCCACCAGCAUGGUUACUGCGACCCAACGGUUGCCCCCGCAUGCGCUGAUAACUCCACACUCUCUUACUGCUUGGAAGACGCUGAGUAUCCCGAGUAUGAGAUCAAGGCUGCCAUCACUGCCGAUCACCUCUUCGCCAAGAAGUACGCUGACGUAGCCGACCUCAACACCGAGUUGUCUGUGGACCGACCAAACACCUUGGAUGAGGAAACUUACUUGUGCCCAUCAGAGACCGCUUACGUUAGGCCCCUUCGUGCUCAGAAUACCGAGGGAAAAUGGCGUGUCGUUGUAAACAAUAUCGAUGCCCAUUAUCAGACUUUCACUCAGACUACACGCAUCGAAGAGUGUCUCACUUCCGCUGAUGCAUGCCCUCUGGUGCCUGACUGUUACGAGUCCAAGUGUCUGCAGAAGUCCAUCUACCACCGCUUCCUUGUCUACAACCCCUAUGAUCAGUACUUCCCCUUCGCCAUCGAGACAUUCAAGCUUCCCGCCAGCUGUGCUUGUCUCUUAGGUGCCUACACAAUCGAUCAUUAA